This is a messenger RNA of Fukomys damarensis (Damara mole-rat), 1587 nucleotides long. RefSeq names its product ORAI calcium release-activated calcium modulator 2 (gene Orai2). Gene Ontology annotation, biological process: store-operated calcium entry. The record is from RefSeq and is a predicted model, not a curated record. Gene Ontology annotation, molecular function: store-operated calcium channel activity. Lineage: Eukaryota; Metazoa; Chordata; Mammalia; Rodentia; Bathyergidae. The transcript has 4 exons. The coding region runs from base 283 to 1101 and encodes 272 amino acids. Gene Ontology annotation, cellular component: membrane.
CGGCUGCACUGCCGCGCCACCGCCUGCUGCGAGUCCCGGAGCGAAGCGGGACACGGCAACUAGCGCAGCUCCGAUGUUCAGAGGAAGUCAUGACAGAGGCACUCCAGAGCCUUACUCCUGGAGCUGUUUCAAACCAGCCUGCCACGGAAAAUCCCUAAUCUUGAGAGAGAUUUCUACAACUCUUUCCUGUGCUCCUCACGAAGACAAAAGCAAAAAACAAAACAAAACAAAAAACAAAUUAUAGCCAGAAAAGCAUCCUCUGGAGCCAGGGCUUUCUGACAAAUGUCGCCUCCAUCUUGUCCCAGCCCACCCCCUGCUGAGCCUGGAGUCCUGACUCCCACCAUGAGCGCCGAGCUCAAUGUGCCUGUGGACCCCUCCAACCCUGCCUGCCCUGAACCUGGCCAUAAAGGCAUGGAUUACCGGGACUGGGUCCGCCGCAGCUACCUAGAACUGGUCACCUCCAACCACCACUCAGUUCAGGCACUGUCCUGGAGGAAGCUGUACCUGAGCAGGGCCAAGCUGAAGGCCUCCAGCAGGACCUCCGCCCUCCUUUCCGGUUUCGCCAUGGUGGCCAUGGUGGAGGUGCAGCUGGAGACGCAGUACCAGUACCCGCGGCCGCUGCUCAUCGCCUUCAGCGCCUGCACCACGGUGCUCGUGGCUGUGCACCUGUUCGCCCUUCUCAUCAGCACGUGCAUCCUGCCCAACGUGGAGGCCGUGAGCAACAUCCACAACCUCAACUCCAUCAGCGAGUCUCCACAUGAGCGCAUGCACCCCUACAUUGAGCUGGCCUGGGGCUUCUCCACUGUGCUCGGCAUCCUGCUCUUCCUGGCUGAGGUGGUGCUGCUCUGCUGGAUCAAGUUCCUUCCUGUAGAUGACAGACACCAACUCGGCCCUGCAUCCAGCAACCACACGGGCUGGCAGGCUGCUCUGGUGUCCACUAUCAUCAUGGUACCUGUGGGCCUCAUCUUCGUGGUCUUCACCAUCCACUUCUACCGCUCGCUGGUGCGCCACAAGACCGAGCGCCACAACCGAGAGAUCGAGGAGCUGCACAAGCUCAAGGUGCAGCUGGAUGGGCAGGAGCGAAGCCUGCAGGUGGUGUGAGGGGCUGGGGGCUCUGUGAAGACAGAUGGUGCGGCAGGCUGCUUAGACACUGCCAGACGGUCUAAGGCCAAAGUUUCCUGCUGUUUUAGUGCCGUAAUCUGGUUGCUGGUCCCUGGAACCGGCUCCAUUGAUGUGGGGGUUCUGUGGCCAAGAGCCACCUCCCUGGCCCUGGGCACUUCCUGGGUUGGGGGAAAGCCCAAGAAGCCCUGUCCCAGGAAAGGCUCCAGGCAGCACCAGUGUUCAGGGGGCAUCUGAGAGUGAACUGGAACUGGGGCUGUGAGUUCGAGGUUUUACCCCCAGCAUGCAGAACUGGACUUCGUGGUUGCCUGCUGGCUGAGCAGGCCCAUGUGAGUGAUUAGCAGGACUGCUGGUCUAAUUUGGUGCUUUCCUCUCAGCCUUGGAGGGAGCUGCAUGGCCUGGCUGGUCGGGGGGAAAGCAGGAGCCAGAGGCACAGUCAGCUUGUGAGGUAUGGUGGGUACUGCAGUG